This is a messenger RNA of Diversispora eburnea, 1359 nucleotides long. The record is from the annotation of a GenBank genome assembly. NCBI's taxonomy places the organism in Eukaryota, Fungi, Glomeromycota, Glomeromycetes, Diversisporales, Diversisporaceae.
AUGGCAUUAUAUAACUUCAAAAGGGUUCAGCCGAUCCCUCCGGCUAAUGAUUUUCUGGAUAUAGUGCUUUCAAAGACACAGAGGAAAACACCAACAGUAAUUCAUAAGCAGUAUAAGAUUGGAAGAAUAAGACAAUUUUAUAUGCGAAAAGUCAAAUUUACCCAAGAAAGUUUUGAUGAAAAAUUGAAAUCCAUUCUCGACGAUUUUCCGAAACUCGAUGAUAUUCAUCCAUUCUAUUCGGAUUUGAUGAAUGUAUUAUAUGACAGAGACCAUUAUAAAUUAGCAUUGGGUCAAAUAAAUACUGCACGCCAUUUAAUAGAUCAAGUUGGUAAAGAAUAUGUUCGCUUAUUGAAAUUUGGUGAUUCGCUUUACCGAUGUAAAAUGUUGAAGAAGGCAGCACUUGGAAGAAUGGCCACCAUCCUUAAACGUCAAAAAGAUAGUUUACUGUAUUUAGAACAAGUUCGACAACAUUUAGCUCGUUUACCUUCUAUAGAUCCAAAUACUCGUACUUUAUUGGUUUGUGGUUAUCCUAAUGUUGGAAAAUCAAGUUUCAUGAAUAAAAUAACCAGAGCUGAUGUUGAUGUUCAACCGUAUGCUUUUACUACAAAAUCAUUAUUCGUUGGACAUAUGGACUAUAAAUAUCUUAGAUGGCAGGUAAUUGAUACUCCUGGAGUUUUGGAUCAUCCCUUGGAACAAAUGAAUACAAUCGAAAUGCAAUCUGUUACAGCUCUUGCACAUCUUCGUGCUUGCAUUAUGUUUUUUAUUGAUCUUUCGGAACAAUGUGGAUAUAGUGUUGUUGAUCAGAUAAAACUUUAUCAUAACAUCAAACCCCUUUUUGUUAAUAAACCAACUUUCAUUGUUAUUAAUAAAAUUGAUAUAAUGAGACCAGAAAAUUUACCUGCAGAAGAACAAGCUAUGUUAAAUGAGAUUAGUGAAAAAGAUGGAGCUCAAAUAAUUCAACUGAGUUGUUUUACUGACGAAGGUGUUAUGAAUGCUCGUAAUGUGGCUUGUGAGAAAUUGUUAACAGCCCGCGUGGAUUUCAAACUUCGAGGUUCCAAAAUCAAUGAUGUUAUUAAUAAGAUUCAUCUAGCUGAACCUGUUGCACGUGAUGAUAUACCUCGCCCUGGUGUUUAUAAUAUUAAUCUUAAAAAAAAAUAUCUAUUGAAAACCCCGGAAUGGAAAAGUGAUAUCAUUCCCGAAAUUAUGGAUAGUAAAAAUAUCGCAGACUUUUUUGAUCCGGAUAUUGAGGAGAAAUUAGACGCUUUAGAGCGUGAAGAAGAACGCCUUAUGGCCGAAAAUCACUAUGAUUCAGAAGAAGAAAUGGUAAAGAAAAAAGAAUUUAUUCAUUUUAAUUCCUGA